This is a messenger RNA of Acipenser ruthenus (sterlet), 2705 nucleotides long. Its product is annotated as RAC-gamma serine/threonine-protein kinase-like. The record is from RefSeq and is a predicted model, not a curated record. Gene Ontology annotation, biological process: protein phosphorylation. The transcript is spliced from 14 exons. Gene Ontology annotation, molecular function: protein serine/threonine kinase activity; ATP binding. The coding region runs from base 235 to 1680 and encodes 481 amino acids. NCBI's taxonomy places the organism in Eukaryota, Metazoa, Chordata, Actinopteri, Acipenseriformes, Acipenseridae.
CGCGCGUAACCGCCUUCAUUGAAAAGCAUUGCUUUAGUCGUUCUGCACUGCCGCGCCACGUCGCGCCGUGUCCGGUGUGAACGCUCUGCGGGGAGGCUCCCAUCUGCAGGCUGAGUCACUCCUGGAGAGUAGGAACGGACACAGAAAUCGAGAGAGAGAGAGAGAGGGAGGCACUAGAGCUGAUCGUCUGCAGAGGAGCGAUUCUUUGAGCUCGGGGUUCACAAGGGAGCCGAAAUGAGCGAUGUUACCAUUGUUAAGGAAGGCUGGCUGCACAAGAGGGGAGAGUAUCUCAGAAACUGGAGACCGAGAUACUUCCUCCUGAAAACUGACGGCUCUUUCACAGGCUACAAGGAAAAGCCCCGAGCUGCUGACCUGCCAUACCCCUUGAACAACUUCUCAGUGGCAAAAUGCCAGUUAAUGAAAACGGAACGACCAAAGCCAAACACGUUCAUCGUGCGGUGGACCGCUGUCCUAGAAAGGACUUUUCAUGUCUGCACUGUGGAGGAAAGUGGAGCCGUGUAUUUCAGGGAGGAGUGGACAGAGGCUAUCCAGACGGUAGCAGACAGUCUCCAGAGACAGGAAGACGAGAGGAUGAAAUGCAGUCCCACCUCCCAGACAGACCGCAUCGGAGAGGAGGGGAGGGACACUUCCACUGGCCUGCACAAACGGAAGACAUUGAAUGAUUUUGACUGCUUAAAAUUACUGGGAAAUGGCACUUUUGGUAAAGUCGUUCUCGUCAGGGAGAAGGCAAGCAGUAAACAUUACGCAAUGAAGAUUCUGAAGAAAGAAGUCAUUAUUGCAAAGGAUGAAGUGGCUCAUACAAUUACAGAGAACAGAGUGCUAAAAAAUACUAGGCACCCAUUUUUAACUUUUUUGACGUAUUCUUUCCAAACUAAGGAUCGGUUGUGCUUCGUGAUGGAGUAUGUCAGCGGAGGUGAGCUGUUCUUCCAUUUGUCGAGAGAGAGGGUGUUCUCUGAGGACCGGACCCGCUUUUAUGGGGCUGAGAUAGUCUCCGCUCUCGACUAUCUACACUCCAGCAAGAUUGUGUACCGGGAUCUCAAGCUGGAAAAUGUAAUGCUGGAUAAAGACGGCCACAUCAAAAUCACAGACUUCGGACUUUGCAAAGAAGGAAUCGCUGCUGCUGCUACCAUGAAGACGUUCUGCGGCACACCUGAAUAUCUGGCUCCAGAGAUGCUGGAAGAGAAGGACUAUGGGCGCGCGGUGGACUGGUGGGGCUUCGGCAUCAUCAUGUUUGAAAUGAUGUGUGGACGACAUCCCUUCUAUAACCAGGACCGCGAGAAGCUCUUCCAGCUUAUUCUUAUGGGAGACAUCAAAUUCCCAAGUGCCCUCUCUUCUGAUGCAAAAUCUCUACUUUCCGGGCUCCUCACAAAAGAUCCGAAUACGAGACUUGCCGGUGGGCUGGACGAUGCCAAAGAAAUCAUGCGGCACAGUUUUUUUGUUGGAAUCCACUGGCAAGAUGUGUACGACAAAAAGCUUAUACCUCCUUUUAAGCCUCAGGUGUCCUCCGAGACAGACACAAGGUAUUUUGAGGAAGAAUUUACAGCUCAGACGAUUGCAAUAACUCCUCCGGAAAAAUUCGAAGACGGAAUGGACUGUGUGGAUAACGGGCGGCUCGCACAGUUCCCCCAGUUUUCCUACUCUGCCAGUGGACGGGAAUAGGAAUCCUUUUUCAAGAGUACUGCUUCACCCCAGCCAAGCUGAUCGCUGGAUACAGCUCCUCCACGUUACCAGCAGAUCCUAGCACUGCUUCAGCACUUGCGUUCUCAGGUUUUUUUCUAUUUGUUUUUUUUUUCUUGACGGGGGGGAGGGGAUCAUCGGGUGUUUUUGGUUUUUAUAUAUUUUAUUUAUUUAUUUUCCGUGAGGGACGAGGGUGGUUACGCAAAGAGCAGUGUCGUGUCGCUCCGAGGCCAUACGCUGACGAUGGGGUAUUUUAUUUAAUAUUGUAAUGAUGUGUGCUGAUUGUAGCAGGUACGGUUGUUUUUUUGUGAUGUAUUUAGCUAUGCUUUUUUGUUAGACAUAUUGCUAGACAAUGCAAAAAUGUUUGUAAUUGUCAAGCAUUUGAAAAGGAUUUGGAUGCCAGCUGUUGAUCCUCCAGUGUGUUGGCGAGUGUAGCUGGCAGCUCCUCUUCAUCUGAGUGCAAUCACAGAAUGUAUAAACACUUACAACCUUGGCAAGACAGGGGAAGAAUGGGGAAAAGCACUGUUAAACAAAACACGAGUUUGAGAAGAGAACAAAAUAUCAUUUCUUGUGUUUUCUUUAAGUUCAUUGUAAAUGUGUAUUUAUUAUUAUUAUUGUUGUUGUUGUCCAGUUUUUUGUUCAACUCUGAAGAAUAUUUUUUGUUUUAAGGACCACAACAUAGAGGGGGAAACCCUAUAGAGGAUGACUGCAGAGUCCUGUCUUGACCGUGGUUGUGUUUAUUUGUAAUGUUGAAUUGUUGUACGUGUUGCUUCUGCUACUAUUUUGUAAGUUUUUUCCAAUAUUGAGACUUGAAAAUUGUUGAAACACCUGAUUUGUUAAAACUGUAACAGGGCUGUACAAGCUGGCAAUCCUUAAAAAAAAUAUAUAUAUUACACACGCACACACACACUCUGUAGCCUUCAUUAUGGAGACCAUGAGUGAAAUUGAGACCUAAAGGAGACGUUUGUCAAAUAUAAUGUUAAUAAAAAAAUUACACUUUGAUAAAA